GAUCGGCUAUGAGAGCGUAGUGGCGACGAGAACUGGCGUGGAACGGAGUGAGGAGAGUUGUUAUCGAAGAACAGGGAGAGGAGACAGGAGCGGACCAAGGGGGUGUGUGUGAGAGAGUGUUUGCGAGGUCCGAAAACAAGGCGCACAACACGGCGUGAAUGAGACAGUCAAACUGGCGGAUUUCAACAUGGCAUCCGGAGAUACGCUGUACAUUGAGACAGACGGCUCGGAGAUGCCGGCCGAGAUCGUGGAGCUGCACGAAAUAGAAGUGGAGACGAUACCGGUGGAGACUAUUGAGACCACGGUGGUCGGCGGGGAUGACGACGACGACGACGACGACGGGCAGCCCAUGAUUGCCCUGCAACCGUUGGUCACGGACGACCCCAGCUCGAUCCACCACCACCAGGAGGUAAUCCUGGUCCAGACCCGGGAGGAGGUAGUCGGCGGCGACGAUUCGGACCUGCAUACGGACGGCGGAGGCGGAUUCGAGGAUCAGAUCCUCAUCCCGGUACCGGCUCCUGGGGUCGAGGAUGAAUACAUCGAGCAGACUUUAGUGACUGUGGCUGGGAAGAGCUCGGUGGGUCGGGUGAAACGAGGAGGCGGCACUGGUGGAAAGAAAGCAGGCAAAAAGAGCUAUUUAAGCGGCGCCGAGGCUGGUGGGAGAAAAUGGGAACAGAAGCAGGUGCAAAUAAAGACUCUGGAGGGAGAAUUUUCUGUUACAAUGUGGGCAUCGGAUGACAAUAAAGACAUCGACCAUGAGUCAGUGGUGGAGGAGCAGAUCGUCGGGGAGAACUCUCCUCCGGAUUACUCCGAGUACAUGACGGGGAAGAAGCUGCCCCCUGGUGGCAUCCCGGGGAUCGACCUCUCAGACCCCAAACAGCUGGCUGAAUUUGCCAGUACCUCUAACCAUCUACUCCCCCCUCCUCUUAUCAGAAUGAAGCCCAGGAAGGUGAAAGAAGAUGAUGCUCCCCGAACGAUAGCCUGUCCUCAUAAAGGCUGCACAAAGAUGUUCAGGGAUAACUCGGCCAUGAGGAAACAUCUUCAUACCCACGGACCUCGUGUGCACGUCUGCGCUGAGUGCGGCAAGGCGUUCGUCGAGAGCUCCAAGCUCAAACGCCACCAGCUCGUUCACACAGGGGAGAAACCCUUUCAGUGCACCUUUGAAGGCUGUGGGAAAAGGUUUUCUCUGGACUUCAACCUGCGCACACAUGUGAGGAUCCACACUGGAGACCGACCCUACGUGUGCCCCUUCGACGGCUGCAAUAAGAAAUUCGCCCAGUCCACCAACCUGAAGUCUCACAUUCUCACACACGCCAAAGCCAAAAACAACCAAUGAGAACCCGUUCGUCUACGUCGAGCCACAAAGGCGAAAAACAACCUCUUUUGAAGACGUGAUGAAGACCUUGAGACUUGUUGAUUUAUAAAAAAAAUUUAAAAAAAAGGAAAAAAUCUGACAGUUUAAAAGACAUAAAACACUGAAAUUGAGUUGUUUUUUUUCCCUCAAAGCCCCUUUUUGCCUGUUGUCACGUUGGAUGAGGAGCACCGUGAAGAAGCCUCCCCCACAACAAUCCAGCCACCUGUCCCAUUACUCUAUUGGCACUUUGCUACCAGAAGAUGGAACCCAAGGACAAACAUCAGAGAUUUAUUUUUACCUGAGAAGUCAGAGAAACAAUGGUAUAUAUUAGUACGUUUAUGUUGUCGCGGCGUUGCUUUUAUUUCCCUCCAAGUGUGCAUAUUGUACACUUGUCUCAGGCUGUGUUUAGUAAAAAAGUUUUUCUUUUUUCUUUUGCUGCAUUAUAAGAUCAUAACUAUGACACAAAAAGGCCUCAGCCUUGUUCCCUCUGAAUCACACACAGGAGGAGUUUAAAAAAAACCAACUGUAUGUUUGCAUCUUUGGUUGUACUUCCCCUCUAACCACAGAAUAACCUUGUAUACUUGCAUUGUAUGGCUGUAUUAAAAUUAAGUAGACAUAGAUAGAGGUGUGAUUUUUAAAGUGUUAACCAAUUAAAUCUUUAGUCCUGAGUUGCUUUAUAUUUUAUAAUAACUGUCUUAACACAGAUGAAUGAGUAAUAUAAUCGUACUCGGUUGAAGGGUCUGGCGCAUACGUGGAAAAGACUGCGAGACCAUCACUUCUUUGUUAGAAUGUAAUGUACAGAAGUCAACCAUUAUCUUCCUUUUGUUGCUAUUUACACCCAUGUAUUUCAGCUGCCCACAAUAAAAUGGGUCAUUCCAACUCUGUCAAACUA
Molecule: messenger RNA, 2246 nt
Organism: Girardinichthys multiradiatus
Lineage: Eukaryota; Metazoa; Chordata; Actinopteri; Cyprinodontiformes; Goodeidae
Gene: yy1b
Product: YY1 transcription factor b
Exons: 5
Coding region: 188-1336 (382 amino acids)
Biological process (GO): regulation of transcription by RNA polymerase II
Cellular component (GO): PcG protein complex; transcription regulator complex
Molecular function (GO): RNA polymerase II cis-regulatory region sequence-specific DNA binding; DNA-binding transcription factor activity, RNA polymerase II-specific
Source: RefSeq, a predicted model, not a curated record